UUCUCUUCUCUCUCACUCUCACCACCCAAAUUCCUCACGCUAAUCUCUUCUCCCAAAGUUUUCCUUAAUUAAUCCACCUUUCAUUCCCGGAAGCGGCAUUGUGGGCAAAUGUCCUCCAGUCCCACAUCCUAACCGUCCCAGAAACAGUAUCUGCUUGAUAGAGACGUCAAUCCGACAGCAGGAAAAAUGACACCUGCAGGCUCACAAGAGAAGGUUAACAGUGAAGGAAGAGAGGAAGAGGAAAGAAAACCAUGGGGCGACAAAAGGGUUAGCUUCCAGCCACAUAAAGGCGAGAGCUUGAUGAUGGAAAGAGAGAGAGAAAAAGGGAAAGCAGCAAGCGAUGAUGAUGAAAGCCUAGCUAGAGAGGAGGAGACGCUGUUGAGUAGAAAGCUAAGGAGAGGACUUGCAGUAGGGAAAAAGGGCAGACCUUGCACCCCUUCCCCUGCCUGGAAACUGGAGGAAGACGAAAGUGAGGAGUUGGAAGCCGACUCCGGCGUUGGGGAAAAGCGUCCAUCGGCGGCGAGGCAGAAGAAAUCUGUUUCGGCGAGGAAGCUUGGCGCGAAUCUCUGGGAGGUGCAGGAUUUGUUGCCCGUGGUCGGUAUGAGUCGAAAGAGCGGCCGACAUCACCGCCGAGGGGAUGUAGGAAGGGAUCCUGAUGAUUUCAUGCCUCUUUGUUCUGCUGAUCUUCCUCAGAGUGCUGGUAGUUUAAGGAGGCAUGUUGUUGCUUCAUUAAUCCAACACCGCAAGUCGAACGAAGGGAAGAACCAUGCUCUGCAGCCUGUAUCUCCUGCAACCUAUAGUAGCUCUAUGGAGGUUACGCCUUUUAAGCCAUCGACUAGUCCUGGCUGCCAACUGGAUCUGAAAGGUAGGAUUGGAGAUGCAGGUUAUAGCCUUAAAACAUCGACCGAAUUAUUGAAGGUUUUGAAUCGUAUUUGGAGCUUGGAAGAACAGCAUGCAUCUAAUGUAUCUGUAGUUAAAGCAUUGAAAGUGGAGUUGGAACACGCAAGGGCGCACAUUCAGGAGCUGAAGCAAGAGGAAAAGGACCGUCAUCGGGAAAUGGAUGAUUUGAUGAAUCAAAUUGCAGAAGAUAAAGUAGUUAGGAAGAACAAGGAGCAAGAUAGGAGGAGGGCCGCAGUUCAGUCCAUAAGAGAAGAACUAGAUGAUGAGAGGAGGUUAAGAAGACGGUCGGAGAAUUUGCAUCGUAAAUUGGGCAAGGAGUUAUCUGAAACAAAAACUGCAUUAUCGAAGGCUCAUAAAGAUCUGGAAAAUGAAAGGAAAUCAAAUGGUUUGUUAGAGGAUCUUUGUGAUGAGUUUGCAAGGGGAAUUGGGCAAUAUGAGAAAGAAAUAAGAGAGUUAAAUAAGAAGUAUACAAAGGAUUGCGACCGGAAGGUUGAUGGUUUACUGCUUUAUAUAUCUGAAGUAUGGUUGGAUGAGAGAUUGCAGAUGCAAAUGGAUGAAUCUUGCAGCGAGCAGGCUAAAAAUUGUAGAUUGGAAGAGGAAAUUGUUUCAUUUCUUCAAGCUAGACGAGCCAACAGCAUUAAGGAGGACAGUGAACAACAACAUCAUAAUUUGCAUCGUCAAUCCCUUGAGUCCCUCCAUUUGAAUGGGACCAUUAGUGCGCCUCGUGAUAUUGAAGAUGAUGAUUCCAUAGCUAGUGACCUCCAUUGCUUUGAGCUUAACAUGGAUAAAACUAAAGAAGGAGCUCAUGAUCAAUUAAGAUCACAUUGUGCAAUUAAUUCCAGCAACUUAGAAUCUGCAAGGAAAUCUUUUUCUGGUAGAAAAGCAGUAGGAUAUCAUAGAAGUAUCAAAGCUAAGAGUUUAUCCAUGUCACAAGAAGGACUAGAAAGGCAACUUGAAGGCAUGGAUUUGGGCUCAGAUGUUGAUUCUGGAAUUGCUGAAGCAGAUAAGGGUGAAGCUACUACUUCAGCUGGUGACCAUGAAGCAAAUAUGGAUGCCAUGGAUGGCUCAAACCUUUUGACUCAUUACAUGGUCAAGAACCAUUUGGAUAAUUCUAGUGGUUGCAAGGUUCAUCAUGUGAACUAUCAAGGUGAAAUAAGCCAUAACAAACUCUCAGGAAGAGGGCAGUUUCUUCCAAAGUUUGGGCACAAUAUCACAGGAAAUUCAAUCCUUGCGUCCAGUCCUGUGCAACAGUGGAAUCACAGAAGAGUUUCUAAGGAUCUUCAAAUCUCAGAAUGCUCAUCAAAACUACCACACGGACUGAAAGAAAACACUUUGAAGGCAAAACUUCUUGAGGCAAGGUUGGAAGGAAGACAUGCUCGUUUGAAAGCUUUGAAAGGUACAUGAUUUGCAGAAUCAGGCAAUGAAAUAAUACGGUAUUAUAAAGUUGUUGCCAGUUCUACCAGCUUGUUCCAAGAUAUUGUAUAA
Messenger RNA from Dendrobium catenatum, 2385 nucleotides. RefSeq lists its product as uncharacterized. Bases 187 to 2304 code for a protein of 705 amino acids. The record is from RefSeq and is a predicted model, not a curated record. NCBI's taxonomy places the organism in Eukaryota, Viridiplantae, Streptophyta, Magnoliopsida, Asparagales, Orchidaceae. The transcript has 3 exons.